UCUAGCGGCAGUGAGUUGUGUCAUUCCUUAACGGAUAAUGAGUACAUCUACGGCUUCAAGUUCUAUGUUGUCGACGUCGACCACAACAAGCACAGAAAAACCGAGGUCUCCCAAAGGAGGUUUCCAGGAGCUACAAACAGUUAAGAAGAAGGUUACAGCGCCAACAAAAGGCCCAGAGAGUGACAAUGUGAAUAUUGAUGAGCUUAUGAAAGCUCUGAAAGUGGUGAGAAAAGCUAAAGAACGCAAUAUUGAUCUCACAACGUCAAUGGAAUCGUUAGCAAUGCGUAGCCUAAAAACUCGCCAUAAACGUCGUCAACGACAUAGAAUAUCGGCUUGGCAACGGAUUCGCUCACAACUUUACGUGGUGCUAUGGAUAUUCGCCAUUGUCUACUUCAUUGCUUUGCUAAAUCGCAAUACUGUUUGUCCGUACUUUAUGGAUGACACGAAAACUACCGAAUUUUGAUGCAGCGGCUUGACAUAUUGAAUGAUUGUGGAUUUACAAGG
This is a messenger RNA of Cylicocyclus nassatus, 504 nucleotides long. The record is from the annotation of a GenBank genome assembly. Lineage: Eukaryota; Metazoa; Nematoda; Chromadorea; Rhabditida; Strongylidae.